AUGGUUGGGGCGGGGUUUUAUGUCAUACCUGAUUUUGAGCCAGCUGGACGCAUUAGCUUGGGCUCUCUAUUUCCUGCUCCUAUCGCACGCCUGAUUGACAUCAGCGGUCAAGUGGCUCCGUUUGAAUUAUUCUACAACAAAAAUUUCAGCGGGAGAAAGUUAGCAUGGAUGCACAGCUUUUGUAAUGUUGAAAUGAAGUUUAACUAUCUGAAGAAGACGUACUUCGUGACGAUGGGGACUUUCCACAUGGGGAUCCUGCUGCUGUUUAAUAGUGGCGACAAUGUGGAGAAGCUUGCAUUUAGCUUUAUACAGAAACACACAACACUGCCUGAAAGGGAGCUGGUCAAACAACUGCAGUCACUUAUAGAUACCAAAAUAAUCUCACAUGAAGGUGAAAUUACACCAGAGCUUAAUUCUCGAAGUUAA
This is a messenger RNA of Haliotis rubra (blacklip abalone), 426 nucleotides long. Its product is annotated as cullin-2-like. Gene Ontology annotation, cellular component: SCF ubiquitin ligase complex; Cul2-RING ubiquitin ligase complex. Lineage: Eukaryota; Metazoa; Mollusca; Gastropoda; Lepetellida; Haliotidae. Gene Ontology annotation, biological process: protein ubiquitination; SCF-dependent proteasomal ubiquitin-dependent protein catabolic process. Gene Ontology annotation, molecular function: ubiquitin protein ligase binding. Bases 1 to 426 code for a protein of 141 amino acids. The record is from RefSeq and is a predicted model, not a curated record. The transcript is spliced from 4 exons.